UUACCUGAAGCUUUCAAUACGUGGCUCAGGUGAGUGAAGCUGGCAUCAAUUUUAUGUCUCGACUUGCGAACAAAAAUCCAUAUUCUGCUUCAUGUAGAUAUCGGACAGGAAAGUGACAAUCAUUUUGAAACUGACAGGUGUUUGUGAUAUAUGUUCUGUGGUCGUGUAGCGGAGUUUGCACAGCGUUGUUGACGUGGAACACGGACUAUUUGUUUGUAUGGCGAUUCAGUGUGUAGAAUGUUGUUGAUUAACGUGACAGCAGUAACUGACCACUAGAUGACCAUGGAGACGGAGCAAAUUGUUGACCCGGACAAGUCGUGGAGACGAUCCACUAAAAGUCUGUUUAAGUCUAUCAAGCAUGCAUUCGGAGUGUCUUCGAAGAAAAAGCAAUUGCUAAAUGCCGCCCUGGAUGCCUCUUCAACAAGUGACGACCUGUCACAAGAACAGAAAGAAAAUGUGUCAGCAGUUGACGACGGAUCUUUCCUGAGCUAUGAACCAGAUGCUCAGAGUCAGAGUCCAACUAAAAGCAGCACAGACAUGGGUGACAUGAAAACUGUAGGCACACCCUCAAGUGAAACACAUGUCGGGGGUGACAUGAAAACUAUAGGCACACCCUCAAGUGAAACACAUGCCGUGGGGCCUGCUGGGGACUUCAAACGCAGUCCCCAGGACCGGGACUUCAAACGCAGUCCCCAGGACGGGGACCGGGCUGGGGCGGACACACAGUCAGUGGACACAGGCCUUUCUGGGGUGUCGGGGAGUAGCAAGGCCGACUCAACCAACUCCAGUAGACCCACAUCAGCUGCCAGCUCGAGAAGCCCACUACAUAAGGAAAAAGAUGCAGCAAAGAGACUCAAAGAAAAAGACCGAGAAGAACGAGUUCGUCAGGCCCGAGAGAGGAUGGCGGAAGAGAGACAGAAGAAAUUUGAAGAGCUUAAGGAACAACAGCGUCUUGCCCAAGAAAACAGAGAGAGACAACUUGAGAUGAGAAGGCGUAAAAUUGCUGAGCUUCGUCAGCGUGAGGAUGAACGUAGAGCUGGUGUAGAGGAGAGGAGAAAGAAAAAAGAAGCAACUGAAAGACAACGUCGGGAGGAAAUCAUCUACAGGGCGCAGGAGCGAGUGGCCCGGUAUGAGCAGUGGAAACUCGGGGGACGCAAAGGUGGGAGUGGUCACGUUUUCGGCUUUGGUAGCCGCACACCUCGUGAGAUUUGCCAGCCUUCUGAGCGACCAAAGCGGUCAUCUUCUCAUAGUGCGCUUAUACGCCGCUCUCCUAAUGGUUCCGACUCGGACUAUGCGCGACCACAGCGUCGUGCUCUGUCUGCCUGUAGCACUGUGCGACGGCACUGUUGUAUUGACAUUAACCAUAUUACUGGACCUUGCCCUGGUGAGAACCCCCCUUCCAAGCAUUUGUCGGUCUCCAUGAGUGUGCUUUAUCACAAACGAAACCCAGACUUUGCUUCUUCGGGUAUGCUUAACAACAGACCAGACUCUUUGUUGGCUCUCAACGCCAUCCCAGAAGGUCGCCGAUCUAUUCUAGCACCCAGCAUCCCUCCGCCUCAACGGCCAAAGAGCACAGUGGGUCUAAACUCGGUUCGGCUCAGGGAGCAGAAACCUCGUAAGCCACGCCCAGCCAGUAUUGCUAGCAGUAUGCCCAGCUUCAUGCAUGUGGAAAUUCCAAACCAGGCAUCCCCACGGAGCAAGAGCACUGACAGGCUCUCGAGAGCAGACAAACCUAAUAGAACUCCUCGGAAGUCUUUAGGCAAUCAAAUCAUGGAGAGAAAGAAGGAGGAAGAGAAGAAAGAAAAUGGGACAGAUGCAGAGAAGAGACAAACCCUCAAGGCUAAUCGCCGGUCAAUUGACAGGCUGUCUCAGCCGAAACAGAUUCGAGAGAAGCCAGAAGCUGAGGCCAAGGCGGAAGGAACUCCCGCUCCUAAGAAGUCGCCUAGAACACGAUUGUCGCCUAGAAAAUCUUUGUCCACCACAAAUCUUGCCACUGGUGCAAGAAAGCUGCCUUCCAAGCCUAUCCUGAAGGACAAGUCUAAGGAAGCACCUGCUGGAGCUCCUCAUGUUGUGAUAGAGGACGACAAGGCAGCCAUGUCUCGAUCUGCCCACGAGACCAUGUCCCGGUCAGUGAUGGACAUCUCGUCCAAGCCCAUGCCGGACAUCAUGUCCAAGUCUGUGGACAUGUCCAGCAUGUCCAAGUCCACCCAGGACAUCUCUGUGGAGGAGUACAAGGCCAAGCUUGCUGAGAAACGUCGUCAGGCUCGGGAGAAGGCUGAGAAGGAGGCAGAGAUUGAGAGACAGAGGCUUGAGGAGGAGAGGCGGGUAGAGGAAGAACGUCUAAUAGCAGAAGAAGAAGAGCAGCGUCGCCAGGAGGAAGAGUCCCUGCGUCUAGCUGAGGAGGCUCGCAAGGCUGAGGAGGAGAGGCUCAGGAAGGCCAUCGCGGCUGAAGACUCUCGCAAGAGGGAGGAGGCUGAGAGGCUGGAACAGGAUAGGAUCGCUAAAGAGGAGGCAGAGCUGCGAGCCAAGGAGGAGGCAGAGAGGCAGGAGAAGGAGAGACAGGAGCGGAUGAAGAAGGAGGAGGAAGAACGUCAGGAGAGGAAGAAGCGUCUUGAGAUGAUUAUGAAGAGAGUCAAGACUGACGGAAGUGAAUCACCUAAGACUCAAUCUCCUGCCAAGUCAGCCACUAGCUCCCCCAGCAAGAGCGGCGAGUCAUCGACUGAGAGUUCAGCCGAAGACGGCACUGAGGAAACCAUGACGACAACUGUCACAACAACCGGUAGUGUGACCAACAUCGUCACCACCAUUUCAUCGGAAGACAGCAGACCUGACUCAGGUCCCAGUUCCCCCCGUGGGUCAUCCCCCCUCCCCUCCACACCCAGUGAGAAAGCCGAGCGUCAAGAUGGAGGUGACACACCCAAGUUCCGUUCCCCCCUGCUCCAGCAGCUGGUGGAGAACAAAUCGUCCAGUAGUUCCUCCGACAGACCCAAGUUCAAGUCACCAUUGCUGCAAAACCUCCUCGGCAAGAACAAGCUUGGUGCUAGGAACAAUGAGGAGAAAACCGAAGAGAGGAAGAUGGAGAGUUCUCUGGUGGUUAAUGGGAAGCAAGGGUCUGAUACUGUGAUCAAUUCUACGUGUGAUACUGACACUAGCUCUGUGAAGGAGCAGCUGAAAUAUGAUGAUGCUAGUGAUGAGGACAAAGAUGUCGACACGUCCCAGAAAAGCGAUGGGCGCAGAGACUCGACAGAACACAUUGAGGACUUUCCUCUGGAUGUAGCUGUGAAAGGCUCGACUGAGAGUGCUAGUGUCAAUGACUUGCAGGAGAACAAAACUGAAGUUCCGUCAGCCACCGACUCUGGGAUCCUCCUGGACUUAGGUACCAGCAGUUCCAGCCUAGCUCCCGGACCUGUCAACGGCCUCUCUCAUAACGGAGACGCCAAGGAUCUGGUGGAUUCAAGCAUUAGUAUGAAAUCAGUGGAGAGUGUGACAGCCUCCAUGAACGAUGGCAUGACAGAGAGCGGACUGGUCACCUCACAGAACGACUUUGAGGAAAUCAUCGACCUGUCGGUUACCAAUAGCAACAAGAACAUCCAGCUGAACUGCGGGCAGGAGUCUAGGGGAGACAACUCUGAGGAUCUUCUCAACUUUAACAACCUGGAUGGUGCCAGUGAGGACAACACCAACAGAACACCUUUAAUUGCUUUUGAAGAAAACUCAGCAGCCAGACAAGAUGUCACAGAUCUCCUCUCAUGAUCCCAAGGAGGCUGAAGGCGUUUCAUCUCAGAAGGAGGCUGCCGAACAGACUCCCAGCCAAUCACAUUUAGCGACUGAGCCUGGGUCUCAGCCUCCUGCUACACAGCUGUCCUCUGCCAGCACCAAUCUGACCUUCAUAGGCUCCGACUCUGUGCUGCCUCCGCCAGCUGGGGACAGUCAUAUGCUUACUAUUAACAUGGCUGACGAUUGCCACUUGGACAAGUUAUGGCAGCAAACAGAACAACUUCUGAUGCAGAAACAGGGUAACGUGCGGCAAAUACUAGAGGAUUAUGGGAUAGGCGAGGGAGAGGAUGGGGAGAGCGAUGAAGCCCAACUUUGGCAAACCGUGGAAAACGGAACCGGUUGUAAAAACGACCUGGUAUAGAUAAGGCAUACAGUGUAGCGACAAUCUAACUUAUUGAAUAUAUACAGAGGCGUUAUCUGCAACAUAGCUGUAUUGUAUGGAUGUCCAGGGUAUAUCACACUCCUAUCUACACACUUCCUAACCAAAGUUCUAUUGGUGCUUUGCCAGCUCACUCGACCAAGCCAGUUGUCAUAAUUCAAGGCUGAUAAUUGACUUUGAGUUGUGUUUGAAUUCAUUCCAAAUUUUGAUUUCGGAACCACAGGCUCAAAUGAAGCAUUAUCAUCAUCAGGAAGAUCGAUGAUCUGGUGCUAUAUUAUUCCAAAGUACUUUUUUUCUAUAAUAUUCCUACAAACAUUAUACCUCCAGGUUUAUGAAUUCGUACAAGUACUGUGAUAUUUUAAUUGUCCAAAUUUAGGGUAAAUUCCUUUGAAGUACAGUUAGAACUGGUUGCUACAUUGUAUGUAUCUAUCAGAUUUGUUAUAUGUAAAUAAUUCAUGAUGUACAAAUGUAGAUAUGAAUCUCCAACUGAUGCAGUCAGAUUGUGUGUAAACUAUCCCGGACGAAUACGAGUCUGUGUAUAUGUGACAAAAACAACUGUACAUAUAGUCUCACCAUGACUGAAAUGCCACAAAUUAUAGUAGGAUUACAAGUAAAAACAUUGUCUUUCAUUUACAAAUUUGGUGUCAGAUUUGAUUUCAAGAUUAUAGAAAUUUGUGUCUAGUUUUUACCUAUGAGGUACACAGUACUUAAUUCUGUUAAAUUUUGGAAAUACUUAAAAUGAGUAUUUAUAAUUUGGAAAUACUUAUGAGUAUGUUAGAAAUAUACUUAAUUGGGGAGGAUUAUUAAACGUGAUUGUUCUUGCUGAAGCUGUGUUGAUUGCUCAACAAGGAAGUAUAGUGCUUUCUAUUAUCUCAGCCUGAUGCCCUGACCUCCACAUCUGUGCAAUAUCGCAUGUUAAUCAAUGAUCUGUGGACGUAUACACGUGUAUACAAAGAUCCUGUACAUUCUGUAUAUAUGGUAGGCCUAGGUUAGACUAGAAUGCUUACGAAACUUAUAAAAAGAAUAAAAAGUAUUGUAGAGCUUGUAGAGAAAACAUGUAUGUUCAAUUUUGCUGCCAUAACUUUUCCCCAAUGUGGAGGAAGACACGACGACUUGAGUGUCAUUUUCUUCAAACACGUUUCAUGGAAGUGCUUGUGUAUCGACGCCAACAGACACAAAGACGAGGGAAUCACAUUCUGAUGAAGAAAAGAUGUUAUCGAAUGUUAUUUGUGACAGGAUGUGGCUCGGAUGUGCAUGCCGCUUGCCGCACUGUGAUAAAACUGUCCAAAACAAUUUCAUAAUGUAUGGAUUUCCAUGUUGUGUGUAUAUCCGAGAUUGCCCGUCGUUCGGUUGUAAUACUUCGCUAUCUCCCAAUCAGUCGUGUUGUGCUCUAGUCGGGAUCUUUGUUCUCCAAGUAUUGUUUGUCUGUUACCAGACCAGGAGAUGCUGAUCCAGGCAAAAGGGGCGUUACAGCAUAUCAGGGGGGGCAGUUUGUGAACGCUGUAACUGUACUGUAGCAAUUCUUGCUAACUGCCAACUUGUCUUGAUUAAAUACUUGUUUUCUUAUCCGAUUUGUGUGUUUCAUCAUUAUCAAUUCGAUGAUGGGUUUCUUUAUUCUGCCAUUUGCUUUCACACAUGCUAUAGGGUAUUCAGUUUGAUGCUUGUUUGGGGCUGAAGUUCAGCCAAAUGUGGCCCCAAACCUGGAUUCUACCUGAAAAUAGUACCCUGUGCUGUGGAUUAUUUUUUCCAUUAUAGACAUUCCUGUUAGUGAACUAGUUGCAGUUUUAUAAAAUAUAUACGUUUGUAGAAAAUCAAAAUUGCUUUUGGGAAACAGCUCCAUGUGUUGGAAAUCAUACUUGCCAUUAGGAAACAUGUUCUAAGGUAGUAAAACUGAAACAACAUGCAUUUUAAUGUUUUUCUAGGAACACAUUAUUUAAGACAUUUUAAAUCAAAAUUUUCACAUCUCUGCUUUAGUGAUCUUGUCAGAGGAAUUAGACUCAGGGAGACAGAAUAGAAUUGUUGAUUAUUUGCUGUAAAGUCACUUUUGUUUUGGGUCAGAUGAUGACCUGGGGGAUUCUGGUGUUUUGAUCCCAAACAAACUCCACCAUGUUUUGUAAGAAGUGGUCAUUUUUUUCAGUUAGAGGUGACAUGUAAAUCGGUUAUCGAAAUGUGCAUGCAUUUAUGUAAAUAACACUUUUAAUGUUAUUUUAAAAAGAAAAAGUCAUUAAUUAUUUGCUAUUUGUACAGAAUGAGCUGCAGGUUAGAAUUGCAAAGUAAAAUCUUUGUGAUAUACCCACACAGCCUGCAAGUAUUGAUAAGUUAACGUAUGUUGCAGCCAUUGCACUGGAUGUUGUUUAUGUGCUUAUUUCACCAUGGUCCAUUGUUGAAAUUGAUUCCAAAAGGUGAGUCUUUUCAAUGAAUAAUAUUGUUAAACUAUGAUAUGUAUUACAGUUGGUGCCCAUUGCAGUCAGGCUUGUUAAGACUAAGACUGUGUUGAUAGAGCGCAAAAGUGCUUGAUUUCAGUGCAAAUGGGUUGACUUUGAUAAUUUAUUUGGUUGUCAAAUGUGAUUGGUUAACUGAUAGUCUAACAUGAUCAAAUUGUGUUUAAAUGCAUGUAAUAAAUAUGUAUUGUAGAAUAACUCAGUGGUGUAUUGGUCUCCUGCUUGCAUAUCAGUCCUGAGACCAUAUUUAGAUAUCAAGCAUAAUUCAUGUAUUACUGUAUCUGAAAUACCCCAUACAUUUCAGUCAACAUUUGUAAUGCUCUAACAUAUUUCUCAUUCGGUGUAACUAAAUGAAUGUGAAGUAAUUAGCUAAGCUGGUAAAACCUCAAGAGGUUAUAUAAUCAAUCAUACAACAAAAUACUCAGAAACUAACAAGUGUGUAUUUGAUCUUUAUUAGCAUAUCUAUAAAAUCAACGAUAUCAUAGGAUAGAUUAAUAUAUUUCCAGAAAGUCUAUUUAGUUUAUUUAGAGAUAAGUUUUAGGUUUUAAAGAUUAGGGUAACUUUAUAUAUUUUUGUCACCAGAGAAAUUGUUUAUAUUAGAUAUUCUUUCAAACACUAUUUUUAUCCUUAUUUCAUAUUUGAACGACCUAAAUUCCAAUUUAUCAAAUUCUGUCAAGGAGAUUAUUUUGAAUAGUGCUUGCCUCUUAAUGAAACACCUUGACCUUUGACACUAGGGAUGGAUGAAUGCAACUUGCUGUUUCUACUUUUGUACAUCUAUGAACCUCUUCAGUUGUUUCAGCGUGUGAGUUGGUAAAUGGGUUUUGUAAGAAACUGCAGGCUAUUUACUUUUCGCAGUCAUUCUUUUCGCUCGUGUAAAUAGCCGAGGGAGUCAGUUCUGUAAGCAUGUCAGCCAUAUUAACUUUUCCUCAAGCAGUUGGCUUAUUAGGGUAUAUUAUAGCAAAAUCACUCAAAAACUCCCUAAUGAUUUAUCCAUAACAAAUUAUUGUUGUAAAAGUAAUUUCCCAUUGUUUUGAUACUAAAAACAAUGAAAGUAAUCUUGAUAUUUAUUCAUUUGAAUUGACAUAUGUAUAUAUCAAAGCCUCCUGUUUGUAGGUAUAAGAAUGUAUUUAAUGGUUCAAGUCAGUAUGAGAUCCAGUUUUGUAGGUUGUUGGUUAACUUGAUAAUCUGAGUGUGAAAUGCUUACUCUGAAAUUUCUGGCAAUGUGAGUUGUAUUAUGGAUGUGAUGACACAACCUCUGAGUGCGUGGGUGUCAGUACUUGGUAUCCUUACCAUGCUCCAAUAUUGUGUUGUCGUAAAUGAUAAUUGUAUAGGCUACCAUGGAAAGCACUUUAUUUAUUUCUCAAUCUGGAGUCAACAUCUUGAACUGUACUAAACCAUGCUUGCCGGUCUGAAGAUUUUACUGCAAUAAACCUGUCGUAAAUUAUGAA
Messenger RNA from Haliotis rufescens (red abalone), 8045 nucleotides. RefSeq names its product myb-like protein X. The transcript has 15 exons. Gene Ontology annotation, cellular component: microtubule cytoskeleton. Lineage: Eukaryota; Metazoa; Mollusca; Gastropoda; Lepetellida; Haliotidae. Gene Ontology annotation, biological process: microtubule cytoskeleton organization. The coding region runs from base 277 to 3753 and encodes 1158 amino acids. The record is from RefSeq and is a predicted model, not a curated record.